AUGGGAGAGCAACAGGGACUGGAACAACAGCAAGAACCAAACAUGGAUGGAGGACUGGGCCAGCAUCUGCAGUUUGAUCAGAACCACCUGGGUUCAUUUGGAGGACAGCAUCAGCAACAUUUUGCUAUGAAUGGUGAGAUGGGCCACCAGCAACAACAGGUUUGGGUUGAGGCAAUCGAUCUUAACGAGCACAAUCAGGGAAACCCAAGGGAACCACAACAAGUUAACCCUUGGGAUCCAUGGCCAGCAUGGCCUGAAGCACCACCAGCCCAGCAACAGGCCCAACAAGUCCUGGACCUAAAUCUAGCGCCUCCAGCCCAGCAAGUCAUGCACUUUGAUCUCAACAAUCUGGCUGACCCUAUGGAAGUCAUCAUUACCCCAGCCAACCCCCCAAGCCAAGCUUAUCUUGAACUUCUUGAGAUUGAAGCAGUUAUAGAGGAGCACAUCCCACAGGAGCAGCAACAGAACCAACAGGAUCUCAACCAGAACCACAUGCUGAUAGAAGAAGAGAACAACUUUGUAGUGCUUGGUUUCCCCCUGCCACCACUAGAAGAUGUACUGGGAGAAGAAAUACCUCUAGACCAACUCAUGGGUCAAGAGAAUGUAAAUCAAAAUGUAAAUGAGGAAGAAGAUAAUCCUCAACCUGAACAGCAGGAAGGCCCAGGAGAGGAAGAGAUCCCACACAAUGAUAACAUGCAUCCACCUCUAAAUCAUGAUGAAAUUGAGCUCAUCCAGCUAGCAAAUGAGGAUAUGCAGUUAGCUAAUGUCAAAAUUCAGGAGCACCAUCAACCUCCACCUCUAAACCAAGGCUCAUAG
Sorghum bicolor (sorghum) is the source of this 816-nucleotide messenger RNA. RefSeq lists its product as uncharacterized. The transcript has a single exon. The record is from RefSeq and is a predicted model, not a curated record. The coding region runs from base 1 to 816 and encodes 271 amino acids. NCBI's taxonomy places the organism in Eukaryota, Viridiplantae, Streptophyta, Magnoliopsida, Poales, Poaceae.